UGUCAACCAAUCGUCUUGACUCCAACAUACCCGGGCUAGAGAUAAAGCCCGCAUUUCAAGCGCCUAACAGCCCGGACCACUAACGAGCGCCUUGUGAAGUAUUGAUGCUACGAUUUAGCCGUCUUAUUCCGGGCUCCCCCCCCGUGCUGUCGCCGCCGUGGCGUCACAUUCGUCGCGCAUGUGGAUCCGCGCCGUUGCCUCCACCAUGUGACGGGUCCGUGCCACCUGCCGUCACGCAGAUCGAAUCAUCGCUCUCACCCGCUAGUAAUUCCCGCGCAUAGCGGUCCGUGGCGCGUGCCGGCAUGGCCCGGGUGACGGCCGCCGCGUCGUCGCGAGGUGCGUACCGCGGCCGAGGCAGCGGCGGCAGCAGCGGUGGCAGCAGCGCGGCGAGCGGUGGCGGCGGUGGCAAGUCACCGGCGUGGAUGUACCACCAGCUGCCGAUCAUCGUGCUCACCAUCACCAACAUCAUCAUCGUCAGCAUGCUCUACAGCGACAUAUCGUGCCACGUGGACAAGGCUCUCGACGCCUCGACCUCCACCAUGGGCGCCACCACCGGGGCCGACGCCGAAAUCCGCCUUCCAUCCUCCGCCUCCUCCGCCUCCUCCGCCUCCUCCUCCCUCGCAAACCCCUCCCCUCCAUCCACCCAGCCUCCCACUGUCUCUCCUCCCCCCGCCACUCCACCCCCUUCUCUUCCGCCCCCCUCCCCUCCAGCCACAUCCCCGCCGCCCUCCCCUCCUCCCCCGAACCCCUCCCCUCCUCCCCCCCUUCCGCCCGCGCCUGUGGUGGUGGCAACGGGCUUGGCGAAUGGCGGCAUUGCGCAGGGGGUGGGGGCGGCGGGCAGAGACGGAGUGGUGAGGGAGAGGGGGACGGGGAGGGCGGGUCGUAGUACUGGAGGGGCUGGGCGGAAAGGCGGUGGGGCAGAGGGGGAGGGGGAGGAGGAGGAGGACGAUGCGGAGGAUGAGGGAGUGAAGGGGAGAGCGGCGGCGAGAGGGCACGGGGCUUGGGGCGCAAGGAAGAGGAAGGGCGGGAAGGGCAGAGGAAAGGCAGGGAAGAAGGCGAGGGGGGGAUGGGAGAGGUCCGGGGACGAGGAGGAUGACUAUGAGGACGACGAGGGGGACGACGAGGGGGAGGAGGAGGAGGAGGAGGAGGAAGGAAGGCAGCGAGCAACAGGGGGAGCGAGGAGGGGCAGCAGAAAGGCAGUGGCAGGGCGGCGAUCAGGUUCGUCUCACGCAUCUGACGCCUCUCAGCGGCGCAAGGGCAAGGGCAGGGGAAGGGCGAGGGGCAAGCUGGGGGCGAGGGGGGGCGAGGAGGAGGAGGGGAAGCGCAAGGAUAGGAGGCGGCGAGGGGAGGAGGACGAGGAGGACGAGGAGGAAGACGAGGGGGAGGGCGCGCGGGGACAUGGGGGGGCUUGGGCUCUGCGGAUGUGGCAGCGCGGGGAUGGGUAUGGGCGCAAGGGGAGUGAGAUGGGGGGGGCGGACGACAGCAGGUGGCGCUCCCAGCAGCAGGAGGGGGCGGAGGGCCGCUCGUGGGCAGCAGGGGCAGGCACAGGGGGGGCGGGGCUGUGGUCGCAGCGCAGCAGUGGGGGGCAGGCGGGGUGGCAGGGGGACGACAGGGUCAGAUGGGCACAUGCCGGGGCAACCUAUGGGGAGCAGGGCGCGGGGGCAGGGGGUUACUUGUUGUCGCCACCAGCAGCAGCAGCCGGCCGUAUGCAGAUGCUGCCAGGGGGGGGUGCCAGCACAGGCGCAGGCGCAGGCAUGGGCAUGGGCACAGGCAUGGGCGUGGGUAUAGGUGCGGGCAGCAGCAGCCCUGCAACAACUGGGUGGCGCGCGGGCGGGCUGCUGCCGUGGCUCACUGGCACCGCCUCGCCGCCCCCGGCUGACCCCCUUCCCCCUCCCCCCCCCCCAUCUCCCGCCCAAGAAACACAGGCGCAACAAGAGCAGCAGGUACAAGAGCAAGAAGCACAGCAGGUGCAGCAGCAGGCUCAAGAGCUGGGGGAAGGUACGCUAGAGAGGGUGGAUGAGGGCGACGCAGGGCAGCAGGCAGUGGAGCAGCAGCAACAGCAGCAAGAGGAGCAGCAGAAGCAAGGAGGGGGCAAGGGCGACGGCGGCAGUGGUGGGGGUGGUGGUGAUGGCGGAAAGGAAGAGACGCAAGAGAAGAAGCCUCCACGCAAGAUGGAUUUCCUGCUCUUCAGCGGCUAUCGCAGCACCAUGGACACAUUUGUCGCCAUUGGCAACAUCCGCCCCAACCGCACCUUGAACGACCUUGACUGCUGGUGGCGCACGAAGAAGGGGUCGCGGCUGGCGGGGCGGGUGUCGGUGAAACGGGUGGCGGAGAUGGCGCUGGGGCCGGCGGUGGUCAAGACGCGUGGCAAGGGCCAGGAGAUGGCAGCGCUGCUCUUCUGCAUCUUGGAGGAGGAGGCCAACCUGCGCACGGGCGGCGCGCUCAGGAUGAGCGUCAACGGCGCGGAGCUGCUGGUGUACGAGGAGGAUGCCAACCCCGGCUACAAACUCAAAUUCGCGGCGGAGGAGACGCUGGUGUACGACGUGGUGUACUGCUCGCCGCCGCUGCACCGCGAGUACGACACGCUGCGCCUGUACCAGUGGGUGGAGUACCACCGCAAGGCGCACCGCAUCGACUUCUUCCAGCUGUAUGAUGCGGGCGGCGUGACGGACGACUUCCUGGGCGUGGCGGAGUCGCUGGUGAACGAGCGCCUGCUGGCCGUGCUCGACAUGCGCAUGGCCGCCAAGCACGACCCCUUCAUGCGCGGCCAGCUGCUGGCGGCGCACGACUGUCUGUACUUUGCGCGCACGACAGCGCGCUGGGCGCUCUUUCUCGACGUCGACGAGUACCUCUUCGUCACCGCGCCGCCGCACUCCAUCCACGCCACACUCACCAAGCACAAGCGCUCAACGUUCCUGACGGUGGGGUCGGUGCGGUACUUCACGGAGCGGUGUGCGGCGGCGCCCGAGGGCGAGGAGUUCAACGGGUGGGAGGUGGAGCGCAUGGUAUUCCGUGACCCCAACCCCACGUGCACCAACACCACCAUGCACGCCAACCGCAACCUCUGCCUCGACGACCCUGGCAACCGCAAAUACAUCGUGGACCCACGCAAAACACAGAUGAUCGCGGAGCACCGGGUGCUGGAGCCGCGCAGUGGGGGCACACACCUGGACGCAGGUGAGGUGCGCAUUGGGCGCUUCCCCGACCUGCCGGUGGCGGCGCUGGAGCCAUGUGGCAAGGUGGUGAAGGAUGGCGACUGGAUCCCGCCCGCCUGGACCAGAGACACGGGCCUCGCCAAGCUGGCAGAGCGGGUCAGGCUGGACGAGUCGCAAUGAGAGGACGGCACCACACGCAGGCUGGUGGGAGUUCACGCGCGAUGGUGCUCCAGGCACGGCGCUGAGUCUUCCCAGGGGCUCGUACAUGCACACUGGGUGAUCUGGCUUGCCACCCUCACUGCUCUCGGGCAUCCUGGCAGUGCCCACAUCUAAGCUGAUCCUCCAUAUCUCACCGUACGAGGUGCACCCAUCCAGGCUGGAAGAGAGACUCGUCAAUUCAUAGUGCUUGAAAUGGAGUGCACGACCUGACCAGGGCCAUGAUUGGUUUUAGGCCACUCUUAGAAAUCAGAGUAGGAAAAAAAAAUUACCCUGACGGACAGCUAAAACAAAUCUAAGUCUGAUUUGACGGUAAUUUUUUUCGAAGUCUUUGCUUUAAGUGUAGAACCUUUUGCACCCUUUCUAGCCUUGGCCAUUUAAG
Closterium sp. NIES-67 is the source of this 3753-nucleotide messenger RNA. The record is from the annotation of a GenBank genome assembly. NCBI's taxonomy places the organism in Eukaryota, Viridiplantae, Streptophyta, Zygnematophyceae, Desmidiales, Closteriaceae.